This is a messenger RNA of Glycine soja, 762 nucleotides long. RefSeq lists its product as uncharacterized. Lineage: Eukaryota; Viridiplantae; Streptophyta; Magnoliopsida; Fabales; Fabaceae. The record is from RefSeq and is a predicted model, not a curated record. The coding region runs from base 1 to 762 and encodes 253 amino acids. Gene Ontology annotation, biological process: lipid metabolic process. The transcript has 2 exons. Gene Ontology annotation, molecular function: phosphoric diester hydrolase activity.
AUGAUUCUGCAACCAAUAAGAUUGGCAUCCCAUGCAUCACUCGGCCUUUUGCUCAAUGACAAUCCUUGUCCAUCUACCAGCAGCUUGUGUUGGGGACAAAGGGUGAUUGACAUUCGGGUGCAGGAGGAUCGCAAAGUGUGCCACGGAGUCCUCGUUACAUACAGCAUCGAUGUUGUCAUCAAAGAUGUCAAGAAGUUCUUAUCAGAAACUCAGUCCGAGAUCAUCAUCCUCGAGGUUAGAACCGAGUUUGGGCACGAGGAUCCUCCGGAAUUCAACAAGUACCUUGAGGAACAACUGGGGGAUUACCUAGUUCCCCAUGAUGAAAAUGUUUUUGAAAAGACCAUCGCAGAAGUGCUACCAAAGAGAGUUAUAUGUGUUUGGAAGCCAAUAAAAUCACCACAGCCUAAGACAGGGAGUCCUCUGUGGAGUGCAGGGUACUUGAGGGAUAAUUGGAUCAACACUGAUUUGCCAUCAACCAAGUUUGAGAGCAACAUGAAGCAUUUGAGUGAGCAGCAACCUGUUACUUCCAGAAAAUACUUUUACAGGGUGGAGAACAUCGUUACGCCUGUGGCGGAUAACCCUGUUCUGUGUGUGAAGCCUGUCACUGAGCGAACUCAUGGCUUUGCAAGACUCUUCAUGAGUCAGUGCUUCUCCAAAGGGUAUGCAGAUAGACUGCAGAUUUUUUCUACGGAUUUCAUUGACCAGGAUUUCGUUGAUGCAUGUGUUGGACUCACAUGUGCCAGGGUUGAGGGUAGAGCCUGA